AUGGGCAAUCUUUGUGGCAAGGAGUCCAAAGACGCCUUCGACGGCCCCGGCCGAACCCUAGGCUCUGCUCCCGCGCCAGCAACGAAGGCCUCGGUCCCUGCGACUGCGAACUCAAAGUCGGCGAAGCCUGUUGUUGGAGGUCCACCGAGGACUCUGGGCGACAGUAAUUCGAGCGACAAACCCCAAGUGGCGGCAGGCGCUGCUGCAGAGGCUCGAGCAAACAAGACCUCAACUGGCGGCCUUCAGAAGAAUCUCGACGCAUUAAAAAAACAGACAGACCGCAAUCUGCUAAUAGCAGUCUCAAAGAAGAAUCAGAAGGAGCGAGAGGCUGACGCGAAUACUGCGAUUAUGAGGCACGACUGA
This is a messenger RNA of Boeremia exigua, 363 nucleotides long. RefSeq lists its product as uncharacterized. The record is from RefSeq and is a predicted model, not a curated record. The transcript has 2 exons. NCBI's taxonomy places the organism in Eukaryota, Fungi, Ascomycota, Dothideomycetes, Pleosporales, Didymellaceae. The coding region runs from base 1 to 363 and encodes 120 amino acids.